CGAUCCUCCUGCCUCAGCCUCCCAAGUGCUGGCAAAUUUCUGACAAAUGAGUCAGUGUGUAAAAGUACUGAAGGUUCACCACGCCCUUUUCAGUAAUUUUGAGACAGAGUACAGCUCUCCAGGGUAGCCUCUGUCCCUGAGCUCUUCAGGGAGAAGGGCACCCAGGAGGAGAAGGAAAUGCACCUCCCUUUGCCCACUGCGGAUGUUCUCCUUCCCCUAGCCCAGCCUGGAUGCUGUCUGCCCCCAGGGUGGGUCUGCAGCCCUUCCUCGCUGGAUCUGGAGCACAGGGAGCCUGACGGGUUUGGCCCAAAAUCCAAGGAGGGCAACGUGGGUCCUAAACAACCACCAUGCGGGGCCGGGCACCAACAGGAAGCCUCUCCUUUGAUGGACUGUUCCUCUGCUUCCCUGCCCCGAUGGCCUUGUCUGAGUCACGUGGCCAUGCUCAGGCCCUGAGUCCUCUGAUGGGGAGGGGGCAGAAGACAAGGAGAGGAUUUAGAAGAGAGCCAGGAGGGCCACAGGUGUGGAGACUCAAAGAGAUGAUGAGGCCAGGCUGUGUGUCUAGAGCGCUUGUAAGGACCCAGAGAAGUCGGAGCCUCACAGGGAACCUAAGAGAGGGAGCAGGGGCUCUCCACCCUAGGAAGACCUCACCAUUCAUCCAGUCCUUCCUGUAGGCGUGUGAGGGCUCAGCCAUGGCGAUGGGGCCAGGACAGUGGCACCAGUGAAGUACUUGAGCUCCAAAAGAGGAAGGACAGAAGGUGGGGUCCUCCGGGGGCUUCAGGUCCGUGGGGUGGUUGUGUGCAGAAAGACUGUUGACACUGUGACUGGAGGGCUUUGGGGCACGUGGGCUCCUUACUUUGGGGGUCAAAGUCUUAGUGGACUUGCUCACCCCCAGCCCCGUCCUGGCUUCCCAUCCAGCAUUUUACGAGGGUGGGUACACUUUCCUGGAUAGCCCUCUGAGAUUUCCAGGAAACCUCAUACAUCGCUGGGAGCAGACCAGCCGAGCCCUUCCCAGGCGGAAGCCAGGUUUCUAGAUAGAGCUACAAUGAGCGCCACAGGCCCUGACGCUCAGCUGUGACACAUCUUAUCCCCUUGGCCUUGUGGGCUCCCUGACAAAGACCAACGAACAAAUGGGGAGGUGGCCUUUGCUUUGUAUGCACCAGUUCUUGAAGGCAGGAAUAAGGGAGCCAGGCACAUAGAUGAUGUGUGGCCCUCAAGGGCCUUUCAGUACACAAGGCCCUGCACACGUCUGUCCUUGUUUUGUCAAGGACUCCGUGGAGGAGGGAUGCAGGGGUUCCAAGGAGACUGAUGCUGGCUGCAGGCUGUGGAAUGAGACCGGGCUUCACAGCUUUAGACCUGUGCACAGUUCCCUUGGCCAGGAGGCUGUUUGUCCUUGGAGAGACCGGGCAGCCCAUGCGUCUCCUAGGGCGAGCAGUUGUGCAGCUCAGCUGGGUGUUUUGGCAGCCACAGUCAAGGGCUGUAAAUGCAUGUUUUCCUUUUGAUCGGGCAAACCUGUAUCGAGGCGUUUUUCUAAAGAAAACAGUUAAGGGUACCUAAGCAUUUGGUUGAAGAGUUAUUUAUCCCCGUCCCCCUUAUCUUAGGGAAAUUAGACCACGGCAGCAGGGGAGUGACCGAGUCGAUCCCAGCAUGGCAUGCUCCGCAGGUGACACAUGGUGUUGAUUUUUAAUUGAAAUAGAAAAAGUUCAGAUAUCUAAGAGGAACCAGACUUCCUUUCUGCAAGUGUAUAUUUUCUGAGAGGGAGAAAACAGACCCAAGAUGCUGUCUCUAGGGCUACAUUUGUCAAGGCUCUCUGGAGAACAGAUCCAUAGGAUAUAGCGAGAGACGUACAAGAUGGGAUUUAGUAUGGAAACUGGCUCAUUCGAUUAUGGAGGCUGAUAGAGUGCUGUAGCCUGCAUCCAGGGCCCUAGACCUAGGAGCUGUGGUGUCUGGGGGCAGUAGAUGGACGCCCCAGCUUCUGCAGAGAGAGCAUUUUCCUUUCAGCUGCCUUUCUGUUGUGCCUGUGUCCUCAGUGGCUUGGGUGAAGGCUCUCCAGACUGGGGAGGGGGAAUCUAGGUCAGGUGGUCUAGAUUUGGAUGCUAAUUUCCUCCAGAAACACUCCCAGACACUCUCAGAAAUCACGCUGAUUGCUGUCUGAGCACCCCAUAGCCCAAUCAGGUUGAGAGAGGAAAUUAGUCACCCCAAGGGCCAAGAAGAGUGAUCAGAACUGAAGUAGGUGGGAGCUUGGGUAGAUAAUUUUCCCACGGAGAGAAGCCCUCUUCUGCAUCAGCCACUGAGCCUGGACAAAGCUUUUGGUGCCUGAAUCCUCCUGAGAUGUCCACGCCCUGGCCACGUCCCUGCCGUUCGUUCACUUUUCCUUGCAAGAACGGGUCCCAGAGGAUCACUUGCUUUGCCUUCCUGGGGCUGUGUUUCUCAAACUGAAUUUCCCCAGCCUGGCAGCAUCACGACCUCCUCAGCUCCCUGGAGGAGGUGAGGUCAAUAACACUGCCAGGCUGGAGGAAAGGAAGGUAUUGUCUGCGCUACGGCUGGGGUUUCUGUAUGUGCAGUACCCACCCCAGACAAGACUGAGUGGGCACCUUCAAAGUGCCCCUGCUCGUCCUCCAGCAGUCGGAGCCAAAUCACCUGCAUGCUCACUCUGGCCGGCUUGGCACUGUUCCUGACCUCACCCCUGCCUUGAUGUCACAGCACAAGUCUGCUGUUCCCAUGACAAUGGGCUGCCAUAGGCAACCAACGAGGGAGCUACUUGCCAGUGGAGCUGGAGAGCUUCGACCCCAGCCAGCCUGGGUUUGCUGAGGCACAAUUCUGACACCUGUGGCCCCUCCAAGCCCUGCGCCCCUGAACUCUCUGCUCUGGGCUGAGCCCCCUUCUCUCAGAAGCUGUGUCUGCAGAGCUCACAGAAAUGCAGAGGGACACAGAGGACACUGCACGGCCCAGCCUCAUGCCUGAUGACACCGUCUUCGCUUUGAGGCGGAAGUCCGCAUUGCUGCAGGCCAGGGUCAAAGGAGAUGUUGCUCUACAGAGAAGACCCAACGGGCAGCAGCGGAGAAGCCGGCAACUGCAGCGCCUGCCAGAGGGAUUGCGGGCAGUGCCGCAGGAGGCCAGACACCAGCAAGCCAGAGACCCCCAGCGGCUGUAUUUAGCCCAUCCACUGAGUGGGGCUGCAAGGUGGGCAGUGGGAAACAAACCCCACUCAGGGGAGCCCAUCCUGCAGGGAGCAGCUGGGCCCCUCAGGGGCAGGCAGAGGCACAAAGAACCCCUCAGAGAAGAGAGGAGUUGCAGGGAGGUGCCACCCGGAAGACAGGCCUGGCACACCAAGUCCCUGAAGAAAGCAACAGGCUUGGAGAGACGGGGGGCUCCCCGAGCACAGUGUCUGAGUCCUCCUGAGAAGAGAAAAGAGAAGCGGGCUCCUUCAAGCCAGACCAGCGGUGGCCGCCAGCUUGUGGAGAGUUGGGCGGGCUUUACGACGGCCGACCUAGAAAGGCUGCAUCCACUCUUGGCUGCUGCAGUGGAAACCAAGUUCCUGGAGGAAAAGGCGAAGGAAAAAGCCCCAAAGCGGAUGCGGCAGGUGGGAAACGGGACUGACCGCUCAGCUCAGGGCCCGAGAAAUUACUCCAGGGCGAGUCCAGAGAGCCAGCCGGAGGACCUAGAACAGCUACGGCCCGUCAGCUCCACUCACAGAAAGGGGUCUGAGUGCCAGCGUGGUGACAAGGACUUUUGGCAGAAGGAGCUUGCGUCUGCUGUGGAGGAGUUGUUUAAAACAAGCAGAAAGCUGAGAGAACGCCUCACUUGGCACCUGGAACAGAGGCCCGUGGCAGACCAGAACCCCGCUGGAGAGCAGGUCUUCCCAGAGAGGCGGGGACCAGGUAGUGAUGUCCCUGGAGAGGAGGGGCCGGGGCAGGCAGCAACUGUACUUGCCUCAGAGGCGGGGUCCCCCAGGACAGCCUCCCAGUGCAGUCUGCCACAGUUACCAAGCCAGGCCGAGGGCGCCCAGUACCAUCAUUUGGCCCCAUGCACUCCCCAGGGGGAAAGUCAGACGCUGCCUCCCGAGGACAGGGUAUCCGUGGGCGGAGAGGACUCGAUCCUGCAGAGCCCCACACCUGCCACACCGGCGGAGGGCUCACCUCAUCCUCGCCGGCAGGAACAGCCGGACCCAGCGGGCUGGAGGGCAUCGAGGCAGAAACAGAAGACCGCGGCGGAAGGGAGAAAGAAGAGCCUGCUGGAGCAGACCGAGCACCCGAGCAUGAGCUUGGAAAUCCACUACAAGGCUGAGCUGGAGGAGGAGCGGCGGGCGCGCAGGAAGACUCGCCUGGCCCUUCUGAGGUCUUACUCCACGGGGGCCCCGGCCAGGGACGCAGGACCUGUGUGCAGAGCCCACUCGCCCCUGUACGGCAGCGGCAGCGUCAGUGAGGAGAAGCACAGUCAGAUGGUGCUUGGCUUCCAACGGCAGAUCUUAGAGCAAAACAGGCUGCACACGCAGUUUCUAGAAAAAGCCAGGAAACGUUUGCGAGAGUUUCAGAAAACGUGGUAAAGGCGAGAGCACGCUCACAAUAAAUACAUCCCUCGUUAAGGUCUGUGCAGGUGUCCUGUCCUCCCUCAGGCCCUGUACACUCGGUGGCCUGCCCUCACACAAAAAUAGGGCCCCCUGGAGGCCAGAGAUUUAGGUCAGUGGUGCCACGCCUGCCUC
Messenger RNA from Fukomys damarensis (Damara mole-rat), 4699 nucleotides. It is a transcript of the gene Cep295nl, whose product is annotated as CEP295 N-terminal like. The transcript is spliced from 2 exons. Bases 2915 to 4543 code for a protein of 542 amino acids. Gene Ontology annotation, cellular component: cytosol; centrosome; centriole. Gene Ontology annotation, biological process: regulation of centriole replication. The record is from RefSeq and is a predicted model, not a curated record. NCBI's taxonomy places the organism in Eukaryota, Metazoa, Chordata, Mammalia, Rodentia, Bathyergidae.